AUGACGAGUGGAAAUAACUGCGAUAGCAUCACUCAAAACUUUGGGCAUUAUGGGAAAGAAAACUUCCGCAGUGGUCAAGACAUGCACAACUUCAUCUCCUCUGGCUUCGUGACCCUCGGCAGGAGUCACCUGAAAGCGCAGCACUCUGUGGACGAUCUCGGGCAGCUGUCGUGGCAGGGCGAGCUGGACGUUCCUCUGUCCUACAAUAACCAUCCACACGACUACACCAGCCAUCUUGAUCUCACUGGGUCACACACUCCUAAAAUCGGACACAGAAUAGAGCACUAUGAGAAGCCGAGAAUGAACAACAUCCUGACGUCCCAGACGGAGCCGUACGAGCUGUCGUUCUCCCGCUCCUUCCAGAACCUCACUCACCUCCCGCCGUCUUACGAGAUGGCCCUGAAAGCAGACCUGGGUGACAAAGACGAGGAGUAUUACAUGAGGAAGCACCAUUUAUCCGACAUGACGCCUCGCGGGGGAAACCUGCAGACGCACAUGAUAAAGCUGAACGUGGAUCCGCCCGCGCAGCGCCAGAAGCCCAAGCGCGUCCAGCGAGCCAUGUCUCAAGAUCACGUCCUCUCACCCAAACGUGUCCAGCGCGCCAUGUCCCAGGACCACGUGCUCUCGCCCGCCCGCUCCAAGCACCGGGACUACGGGCUGUCCUCGUACACGGGGGGCGCCGGCGGUCUGUCUCCGUACCACGGACGAAUCCUCUCCGACGAGCAGCUGCUGUCGGCCGACCGACUGCUCUCCCAGGAUCCGCUGCUCUCCCCGGAUAAGAUGCUCUCCUUGCGGCGCUCCAACUUCCGGGAGAAGGCCAUGUCGCGGGCGCUUUCCCAGACUGACAUGUUCAUCCCGACAACGCCGGUCAUGGACCGGCACUACAAAAUGAUGAAGAUGCAUUCGCACCCCAGCAGCGGCAACAACGAGUCCUACAACACACUGACUGUUAACAGCGCGCAGGUGGGAAACAAACGGCAGGCGUUCGCCAACCGACGGAUGCACACAGUCGACCACCUGCAGUAUAUACCUGGACACCACCAUCAUCAGUACAGAACCGCGAGUAAGACCGAAGUAACUGUCUGAGAGAGACGGGAGAAGACCGGAGAGCGAAUGAUGUCAACAAACAAUCCGGCUCGGGAAACGUGUGGCGUCCCACGUGGAAAGGUUACUUUUUUUUAGGCAUACAACCUUGACCUGUUCCCGCUUCCAGCGCAAGCUUUCCACUCCAUCAGUUCUGGGUCAGCUGGGAUAGGAUCCACACUUUCCGGAGCAACCCGGAUCUCCUCGCACGUAGAGAAAACGCAAGGGCUUCGCGCGUGGACGCCGGACUAGAAACAGAGGCCUGAAACUAUUUUUUUUUUUUUCAGAAUCAGUACUGAACUGUUGCGAACCUCCACUGACUUUAUAUACAUUCAGUAUCAAAAAACCUACGCUACCGGUCAAACGCUUGAAAUAAUUACGAUUUUUUUAUGGUUUUGAAAGGAGUCUCUUCUGCCCACCAAGGCACACCAAAUCACCAUAUUAGAGUGAUU
Messenger RNA from Pimephales promelas (fathead minnow), 1535 nucleotides. The record is from RefSeq and is a predicted model, not a curated record. Lineage: Eukaryota; Metazoa; Chordata; Actinopteri; Cypriniformes; Leuciscidae.